AUGCUUCGCCCACACGCUCUCCGGGCUCUGCCCAGGGGUCUGCAGCAGCCCGCCGUCCGAACCGUCACGCGGCGCACCUUCUUCUCUCGCCAGCGCAACUCGUCCCGCCCCGUCGAAAAAUACAACCUCGAGCGGCUCGACGAGGCCCGUUACAACUACAACCGCGACCGCACCUACUUCCUCGCCUGCGGCGCCCUCGCUGGCAUCAUCUCCAUCAUUUACACAAACAAUGGCAACAAUAACAACAACCACAAUAGCUCCGGCUACCAGCUCGACUCGUCGGUGCCGACCGAGACCUUCAAGACCGAGGCCGGCAGCAAGCGCAAGGUCGUCAUCCAUGACGACGAGGGUAGGGAGCUCGUGCCCACGGGGAACAAGACGGUGCCCACCUUCCCCCGGACCAUCGACCUCUCCCUCCGCCAGCCGCACCGAGACGACCCGGCCGCCGCGCCCAUCGCCGCCUCCGUGGCCGACUCGGACGGCGUCGAGUACACGCUCGUCGGCCUCGGCAUCCGCACCGUCACCUUCCUGGGCAUCCAGGUCUACAUGGUGGGCUACUACGUCGCCACCGCCGACGUCGCCCGGCUGCAGCGCUACCUCACCCAGAAGAUCGACCCCAUCGCCACGACGCUCGUGCCCUCGGAGCGCGACAGCCUCAAGGCCAAGCUGCUGGACCCCAGGGAGGGCGAGGCGACGUGGUCGGAGCUCCUGCAGGAGGUCGGCUGCCGCACCGCCUUCCGCAUCGUGCCCGUCCGCGACACCGACUUCCCCCACCUGCGCGACGGCUUCGUGCGGGCCAUCACGGCGCGGUCCGCCGCCGACAAGGCGGCCUACGGCGACGAGGCCUUUGGCGAGGCCAUGCGCGAGUUCAAGAGGCUGUUCAACCGGGGCAAGCUGCAGAAGGAGCGGGAGCUGCUGCUCUGCCGCGACGGCAGCGGCGCGCUCGAGGUCAUCCUCGACGACGGCAGGAGCUCCGGCCGGCAGACGAUCGGCAGCGUGGAGGACGAGCGCGUCUCGAGGCUGCUGUGGCUCAACUGGCUGGCUGGCAAGAGCGUCGCCUCCGAGCCCGCGCGGCACAGCAUCGUCGACGGCGUCAUGGAGUUCGUCGAGAGGCCGGUCGGCACCGUUGCGACGCAGGUCGUGUGA
Colletotrichum navitas is the source of this 1146-nucleotide messenger RNA. RefSeq names its product chalcone-flavanone isomerase. Lineage: Eukaryota; Fungi; Ascomycota; Sordariomycetes; Glomerellales; Glomerellaceae. The record is from RefSeq and is a predicted model, not a curated record. The transcript is spliced from 2 exons. Gene Ontology annotation, molecular function: intramolecular lyase activity. The coding region runs from base 1 to 1146 and encodes 381 amino acids.